Molecule: messenger RNA, 6263 nt
Organism: Cydia strobilella
Lineage: Eukaryota; Metazoa; Arthropoda; Insecta; Lepidoptera; Tortricidae
Gene: rin
Product: ras GTPase-activating protein-binding protein 1
Exons: 12
Coding region: 207-1910 (567 amino acids)
Cellular component (GO): cytosol; ribonucleoprotein complex
Molecular function (GO): mRNA binding
Source: RefSeq, a predicted model, not a curated record
AACAAAAAAAAACCAUUUUUACUAUAGCAACAUCGGUUAAAUUGACACCGAACGGUGAGGUAGGCUCUUUUUCUGUUUUCACUCCUUAUUUACCGUGAAAAUUACUCGAAUUUCGUGAUAUUCCGCCGCAAUACACACCAGUUUAAUGCCUAAAAUUUGCUGAGGCUUACAGCAGAGGGCAGUGUCGGGUCUCGUGAACAAGAGCGAUGGUAAUGGAGGCGUCCCCGUCCCCCUCCCCGCAGAGCGUCGGCCGCGAGUUCGUCCGCCAGUACUACACGCUGCUAAACAAGGCGCCCACACACCUCCACAGGUUCUAUAACAACUACUCGUCGUUCGUGCACGGCGGUCUGGACGCGCCGCACCGGGAGACCCUCCCCGUGGUCGGCCAGAAGCAGAUCCACAACCGCAUCCAGCAGCUCAACUUCCGCGACUGCCAUGCCAAGAUCAGCCAGGUGGACUCGCAGGCGACGCUCGGCAACGGCGUGGUGGUGCAGGUGACGGGCGAGCUGUCCAACGGCGGCGCUCCUAUGCGGCGCUUCACGCAGACCUUCGUGCUCGCGGCCCAGUCGCCCAAGAAGUACUACGUGCACAACGACAUCUUCCGCUACCAGGACCUGGUGCCCGAGGACGAGGAGCCCGGCUCGCCCGCGGAGCCGGCCGGCUACUUCCCCCCGCCGCCCUUCCCGCCCGCCUUCCCCGCGCCGCCCGCCCUCGACGAGCCCACACUCAACGGCCACCAGCCCGAGCGGCUACACGUAUACACGAGGGGACUGAGGGGGUACUCCCCCCGCCGCCCUUCCCGCCCGCCUUCCCCACGCCGCCCGCCCUCGACGAGCCCACACUCAACGGCCACCAGCCCGAGCGGCUACACGGUCAGUAUACACGAGGGGACUGAGGGGGUACUCCCCCCGCCGCCCUUCCCGCCCGCCUUCCCCACGCCGCCCGCCCUCGACGAGCCCACACUCAACGGCCACCAGCCCGAGCGGCUCCACGGUCACCCGAGCGGCUCCACGGUCAGUAUACACGAGGGGACUGAGGGGGUACUCCCCCCGCCGCCCUUCCCGCCCGCCUUCCCCACGCCGCCCGCCCUCGACGAGCCCACACUCAACGGCCACCAGCCCGAGCGGCUACACGCGGCUGCACCCGCAGCCCCCGUCGAGCCGGAGCCGGAGCCGGCGCCGGUGCUCGCACCCGCGCCCGCGCCCGCGCCCGAGCCCGAGCCGGAGCCCGAGCCGCCGCGCGAGCCCACGCCGCCGCCCGCGCACCAGCACCAGCCCCAGCCCGCGGUCCCGCCGGAGCCGAAGACGUACGCCAACCUGCUGAAGUCGUCGGCGCCGGUGUCGUCGGCUCCCUUGCCCGCCCCCGCGCCCGCGCACGCCGCCCCCGCCCCCGCCCCCGCGCCGCAGGAGCCGCGCCCGCGCGUGCCCCGCCCGCCCCGGGACUCGCAGCCCAACGAAGGCAGCCGCGUCGAGCGCGGCCCCCGCGACAGCGACCGCGAGCGCGGGGAGCGCGGGGGCGAGCGCGGGGAGCGCGGGGGGGAGCGCGACUCGCGCCGCUACUCCGACUCGCAGCAGCUGUUCCUCGGCAACGUGCCGCCCACGGCCACCGAGGAGGAGCUGCGCGCGCUGUUCUCGCGCUUCGGCCCCGUCGCCGAGCUGCGCGUGCUGGGCCGCGCGCCGCACCCGCACUACGGCUUCCUCACCUACGAGAGCGCUAAACAUGCGCAGGACUGUCUCGGCGCGCAGCCGCUGUACUUCCCGGCGGACAGCCCGGACGGCGUGAAGUUGAACGUGGAGGAGAAGAAGGCGCGCGCCUCCGCGCCCCGCGACGGCCGCGACCCGCCGCGUCGCCGCCCCACCUCCUCGCACCGCGCCUUCCCCGCCCCGCCUCGCCAGCCCUACCGCCGCUAACGACGCACUUCGGCGCUCCUCCCUCCAUGCGACCGGCGCCCCCGAGGCCCCACACAGUACACACCUGUCACUGUCACCCGCUAACCGUAUCACUUCACGCUUAACUCAGACGGUCCGUGACAACUACGCUUCAACACUUGGCUGACUUUGAUUAACUAUAGAGUUAUUUAUUGUUGUGUAAAGACUAAGAAACCGUGUUUCCUAGUUUGAGAGCCGAUACAGAUGGCGCUGUUAUGUUUUGUUGUCACUGAAAUGUCACUUUUGACAAAGUGCGCUCAAUGUGCGCAUCCUUAAGGGCAUCCUUAACAAGAGGGACGCCGCUAUACGUGAGACGCGAUAAGAGAUACAUCCUAUCGUUUCUCACGUAUAGCUUCGUCCCUCUUGUUAGUCACUAAAUUAUGUGUAAUAAGCUCUUUAGCACCAUCUUGGUGGGAGUACAUCGUUUAUUCUAGCUAAUAUAAUUUAUUUUAUUGAUAUUCUCUACCUCUUACUGUCUGGCCGGGGCCCUUGAGGCUGUCAUUUCUCUAAUAUAAUAAUAAUAACGCCAUCUACAUCUGCUGUCAAAUUCGAAGUACGAAUCUUAGACCGAUCUCCGAUCAAUGGAUAUUUGGUUAUAUUAACUGAUGGGAGCACCAUUACUUAAUAUAAUCAAACUAGCUGUUGCAUAACGUUAUAUUAUAACAUUAUGUCUCAGCCGGGCUAGCACAUGAUUGGCGCGAGAGUAUCUCGCCGCGACAUAGACUACCCGUCCCCCUUUAAUUCAUACAGUUAGUAAAAGACGGGUAGUCUAUCUCGCGGCGAGAUACCGUCGCGUCAAUCAUGUGCUUGGCCUACAGGACAACAUAAUAAAACUAUCAAUAUUAUGUUGUAUAGCAUGUCACACGAAGUUAGUACAGGGUGGCUAAAAAAUAAGUGCAUUCUCGUUGCCAGGGAGGUUUUGGGAUUAUACUGAGCAACUUUUACUAUGGGACCAACCACGAAAUCGCGUAAAAAAUAUUACCCAUACAUAGAAAAUGGACCAGCCAAAAUGUAUGAAACAGCCAAACUUUUAUUCGCGAUUUCGAGGUUGGUCACAUAGUAAGUUUUUUUUUUUUUUUAUAAACUGAUCGGCGAUUGGCCCUAGUCACACCUGAUGGAAAGUGAAGACAGGGCCUAAGAUGGAGCUCACCGGUUCAGUAACAGCCUAUUCACUCUUGUUUUAAAGCUGCUCAGUAUAAUCCCAAAACCUCCCUGGCAACGGGAAUGCACUUAUUUUUUAACCACCGUGUCUAAUAGCCAGUGAGAGUGCACCACAAGUAAUAAUUAAACAAGGUUAUAUAACCACUUAGAAAUACCUCUCGAGCCGUCUAAGUUAAAUCGGAAGGUAUUGAAGUACCCAAACUGUUUAGACAGUACUCAACUGUCCUCAAACAUUUGACCAUAAUUCAAUUUUAAUUUGAGUACGGUAUGACACUAUGCAGUUUUCGGGCGAAAGUAGACGUUAUGUCAGUUGCGUACGGUUCAUAUUUGAGCCUCAAAUGUACUUAGUGAUUAGUUAAUUCGCUGUAAAUUCAAGUCUAAUAACAUAUUGCAAUGUAUAUUCCCACUUUUAACUCUUAUUAGCAAUAAUAGUAAUAAGUUUAUGUGUGAAGAAAAUAUCUACAUUUUAAAAAUAAAAUUAUUUUCGAGAUAUAAUUACCCCUUCUAAAUAUAAAGUGGAAAUACACAGGGCAAUUUAAAAUGAACUUAUACCACAGCCUUAUGAUAAAACUGCCCUUUGAUAUAUGUGAGUCGCUAAUAUCUGUAUUUGUAUAAACGUUAAAUAUAAAGACUAACAACGCUAUAUAAAGUAGCACAAAGCUUCUAUAAAAUAGGUGUUAUUAACUCGGACGGUUAGUGAGUCGCUAUGGUUUAAUGUGUUUAAAGGUAGAUUGGUUUUUAAAUGAAGCCAUAAAAACCAACGCGCUCUAUAUCACCAACCAUCUGAGUUAAGUGCUGUAGCAUUAUAUUGUUUAUAUCAAUAUAAUAUUAACCGAUUAACGCCAAGAACCAUUAAGGCGUCGUAAGGUGCUAGUGGCGCCAAGAACGUUUCGAGCAACAUCGGCUUCCGGCACGGAAGGGAGGAGCCCAAGCGAUUAAUUACCGUAAAAAUCGUUCUGCCAUUGUUUGAGGGAAACGUGCACACAGGCGCACUUCUCACUCACUACAUACAAAAUCCAAUUUUUAAUGACGACACUAAUACAUAGAAAAUGAUACGUCAAAGACAAAUCUUGCACACCUUGAUCUCUUUUUGUGUAUUCAAGAGUCACAACACGCACCGCCAUAGGCACUGUUCAGGGAUGUAACGGAUAUGGUGUUAUCGGAACCAGAUGUUUUAAAUUUAGUUUAUCGGAAUCGGAACCGAAAACGGAACCAGAACCAAAAUCGAAACCUGAGUCGGUACUGUCAGUAGAUACACAUACAACACAGCACAUACGAAUAGGUAUUUUUAAUUCAAUAACACGAAUAAAAUAAAACAAUUAAUUAGUGCAGCACGUGGCAAGCGGGAAGAUGAGCGAAUGACAGGUAUAAACCUAUUAUUAACGGGUCACUCACGUAUUUUAAGUCAAAAAACGCUCAACAUGUUAUUAAUAUGUUUAAUAUGUCUGUGUCUCGCGAAAGUUUUGUUAGGUAUAAACCUGUUUGUUUUUGAUGUACGCCGCUCAUGUCCCGCCGCCGCGCUAAGCUUUGACAUCCGAUAUAACUUCCGAUUCAAAAGUAACGGAACCGAAACGGAUGUGUAAUACCAAUCGGAAGUUCCGACUUAACGGAACCGGAUCUCCGUAACAUCCCUAGUGCGAAUGCCGUCUCCCUUCCCGAUGUUGCUCGAAGCAAGAACGCUUAUAAGUACUGUGACGUACGUUUUCAAAGUAACCUUCAACUUUUCCAGUACGUUUUAUAUUUACUACCUUGUGCGUGACGUUCUUGGGUUAGUCAGGAUAAAAAGUCUGUAAACGCAAUUUAAUUUCUCUCACAGUCAAAUUCAAUUGCACAUUUUAGUUUAUAGUGCUAGAAGUGACAGUGGGUGUAGGUGACGGUGCCCGCGCGGGCGACAUUAACACGCUUCGCAUAUCGCUUCUCUUAUUAUUUCCUUUAAGUAGUUAGAUAGUAAAUUAAUAAUAAUUUCGUUCGGGCUCGCCCGCGUUAACUUUAAUCACCGGAUUUGUCGUAAAAUGAAUAUUUAUGCUCGUUUUGAUAGAGGCGCUCGCUCGGCUCGGCCCCUAAGGUUCCUCGGACUACAUUUCAAACGAAGUUCACUGCGGGACAGUUCUUCUAGGAUACCCACGACGGCAUUUUAUCAGCUACAUAGAUAAUUUAGCUUGUGUCUCCACUUCAAUUUUAUGAGCUAUAAUUAUGUUCUGCAUUUCAGUCGAAAACUGUAAAUAUUUAUUUAAUAUCUUAAAGCGUCGUAUGAUGAGAUUAAUCAAGUAAAAGCAUUAUAGAUUCUAAAGAUUUAUACAUAUCUGGCAAAUGUGCCCGUUUGCGUGCGUUACUUAAAGUAAGGUCGCUAAGCACGAACAAUAGGGAUGAUGACACAUGUUGAAUUUUAUAACAAAAUCUAGUACAAUAGAUGACAAAUGAGCAAUUUAUCGCAAUACUGUGGAUAUUAAAAUAAUACAUGGAAAUGAUAAAAAAUACAGGACCUAAGUUUUAAAAUUUAAAGUUUUUUUUAACUUCCAAAAAGGAAUAAAGGAAAGAUACCAUUCGAUUCCUUGCAUUUUAUCCACAAAAAAUAUUUAUAGCAACUAUAUGCAUAAACGUAAUAUUUCACCGACAAAAUCGCAAUUUUACUUAUUUUCCAUACAUUCAAGAUAGGCUCUCAGUGAACUUGACGUCACGUUCACUUAUCGGUUUGUUAAGCGUUUCGCGGGUGAAGUACGACUGUCGUACUUUGACUAUCAUUUCUGACUUUUGUAUUGCUUUAAUGCCCACGGUCCCAUAUAGACAUUUGAUCCUAAAAACAAACUUGAUCUAUUAAUAACAUUAAUAAAAAUUUGACAUCAAGCCUAUUGUCACAGCAAUAUAAUUAUGCGCGUGCGAUGGAGACAGGAAUCCUUUGCUUGGCGUCCUUACCUUAGGAUUCAUCCAUUAAUUACGUCACACGAAUUUAGAGGUUUUUUGACCACAUUUUUUUCAAUGAAAUCGGGCAAAACUAAUUAAUAUAUUAUCAAAAUAUUUCCGACAAAAAAGAUAUAUUAAUAAUUUUAUAACCCAAAACAGAUUAGGAAACAAAAUUAAACGAUUAAAAACGAUUAUCGUUCCAAACUUGUUAUUUAACUGUACAGCAAAUAAAAUUAUUUAAGUAAGUGACGUCACAAAGUUUGUGAACCCCCC